Messenger RNA from Danio rerio (zebrafish), 5384 nucleotides. RefSeq names its product nuclear factor of activated T cells 5a (gene nfat5a). Gene Ontology annotation, biological process: epithelium development; regulation of DNA-templated transcription; anatomical structure morphogenesis. NCBI's taxonomy places the organism in Eukaryota, Metazoa, Chordata, Actinopteri, Cypriniformes, Danionidae. Gene Ontology annotation, cellular component: nucleus; cytoplasm; chromosome. The record is from RefSeq and is marked provisional. Gene Ontology annotation, molecular function: RNA polymerase II cis-regulatory region sequence-specific DNA binding; DNA-binding transcription factor activity; DNA binding.
AGCUGAUCAGAUGGAGAAAAAGCACACGAAAAGCCUCCCGAGUGUGAAGCUGACCACACUACACGUGCUGUAAAGCCUCCAUGAGGAUUUUAUGACAGAGUUCAUCUCUCUUUCUGUGCGCCCUGCUCUUCAAGCCGAGGGUGAGAGAGUCGCUUCCUCUGAGCUCAUGAGGCUUUAGCAUGCUAGCAUGCCCUCUGAUUUUAUAUCUCUCCUGAGCGCCGAUAUCGACCCCAGUUCUCCCAAAUCUCUCUAUUCCAAAGAGUCUGUGUAUGACCUGCUGCCUGCAGAGCUGCAGCUGCCGUCGCUCGUCCAGCAGGAAAACUCCAGCAUGAGCCAGAAGAGCGGUGGAGAAGCCGGACCUCCUCCUGCUGCUGCUGCUGCUGCUGCACUGCCCACAGAUGCUGCUGCCCCGUGCGCCGCUGCCUCCUCCCCAGGGGCCCUCAGCAGUACGCUUCCCUCCUGUCCCAGCAUGCUCUCUGCUACCUCAGCCCCGGAGCAGACGCCGGAGCCACAGCCGGAGCGUAUGGAACCUGCAUCAGAUGCUGCACAGAGCCAGGCCACCCCCUCCAAACGCCGCACCGUCCUGAGCAUCUCGCCGCCGCCGGAGGACCUGCUGGACGACAGCCGGAUGUCCUGCCAGGAUGACACGCUCCCGAAUCUGGACUCGGAGCAGAGCAGCACCAUCUGGCUGGAGGAUUCAGUGUCCAACUUCAGCAUGGGCAGUAGCAGCUCCUACAACGACAACACGGAGGUGCCCAGAAAGUCCCGCAAGAGGACGCCCCGCCAGCGACCCGGCUCCAAACCCGCGGCCCGAGAGGAGGCUGGCAUGGAUGUGUUUGACGCCGACAGCGCUAAAGCUCCACACUUUGUACUCUCACAGCUGGGUUCAGACGCCAAAGUCACACCUAAAGCCAGCUCCCUGGAAGUGUCAAAUAACCAGAAAGGAGGAGUUUUGUCCAUUCAGUACCCUCCGAAGAGCGAAGGGAAGGAGCUGAAGAUUCUGGUCCAGCCGGAGACGCAGCACAGAGCGCGAUACCUCACAGAGGGAAGCAGAGGAUCCGUCAAAGACCGCACGCAACAGGGAUUCCCUACAAUCAAACUAGAUGGCGUCAGUGACCCAGUGGUGCUCCAAGUGUUUGUGGCCAAUGACGCUGGACGUGUGAAGCCGCAUGGGUUUUACCAAGCCUGCAGAGUGACCGGACGCAACACCACGGCCUGUAAGGAGGUGGACAUCGAGGGGACCACAGUAAUUGAAGUAAACCUCGAGCCAACCAACUCUAUGACCCUACCCGUGGACUGUGUUGGCAUCUUGAAGCUGAGGAAUGCAGAUGUUGAAGCUCGUAUUGGAGUUGCAGGAUCCAAAAAGAAGAGCACUCGCGCACGUCUGGCCUUCAGAGUCAACAUCCCAAGACCUGAUGGAUCUGUCCUGACCCUCCAGACUCUCUCCUCUCCGAUAUUAUGUACUCAACCAGCUGGAGUGCCUGAAAUCCUUAAGAAGAGUCUUCACAGUGGUUCUGUAGCAGGAGGAGAGGAGGUCUUCAUAAUUGGCAAGAACUUUCUCAAAGGAACCAAAGUUCUUUUUCAGGAAAAUUCAUCAGAUGAGAGUGGCUGGCAGGCUGAAGCAGAAAUCGACAUGGAACUUUUUCAUCAGAAUCAUCUAGUGGUGAAGGUUCCCCCAUAUCAUGACCAGACUGUGGCCAACCCGGUGUCUGUAGGGAUCGCUGUUGUGACAAACGCAGGAAGAACGCAUGAUUUACAGACUUUUACUUACACUCCUCUAACAGAGAAAGUUGAAAUACCGGUGAAGUCAGAACUGCCCGCCACAGUCAAGGCUUGUACCUUUGAAGAGCAGAUCAAAGCGAUGCAAACUGAAACCAGCUGUCUAAAUAAUGUUAUAAUGUUACCGAUGGUCAAGCGCGAAGAGCCUAUGGAAGUCUCCUGCAAUGCUACUCCUUCUGACAUUUUUAAGCCUGUAGAGACUCUUAGUUCAACCCAGCAGAUAUUGGAGAUCAGUACUGUCCUUCCGUCUGCCACCAAAUCUUUUCCAAGCCCAGUGGCUCUCCAACCCGUCGACUCCCAGCAAGCUCCGGCUCAAAUCUUCACAACUCAAGAAACAUUGGCCACCAUUCAGAAGCAGGACAUUCCUUCACCUGCCUCCUUUCAAGUGUCCUUGUCAGAGGACACAACCGUUCUCCAGCCGGUUCCCCCUCAGGUCCCGCAGCAGUUCUUGCGGGAAACCCCAGAAACACUGUCUCCAGAAGACAGCAGUGCAGAUGGUGCUGGAAUGGUACUGGUGGGCAUAGACAGGAAUCCGCCAUCCCAGCGCCAACAGGUCCAGGCUCUUCUACCUCAGGAUGGGGUUGCACAGCUGGAGCUGGCAGUGAGAGAGCUGCAGGCACAACAGCAGCUCAAUUCUGUACUUUACAGCCCGACUCCGUCUGCAGAAAGCCUUCAGCAGCAUGUGCAGGAAAACAUGAACAGCCUACGGUUAGGUGGAAAUGAGACGACUCUAACCAACCAGCAACAGCAGCAGCAAGAGCAGAAUAUACUGGAGAAUCUGCAACAGCAGCAGCAGAAGGCUCUCGUGGAUCUACAGCAUCAACAAACUGUCCUGGAAAAUCUUCAGCAACAUCAGAAAGUCUUGGAGAACCUCCAGCAACAUGCUAUGGGCAACAUCCAGCAGCAACAAACACACAAAGUCCUGGAGAAUCUGCAGCAUCAGCAACAGCACCAGAAAGUUCUGGAGAACAUUCAGCAGCAAAGUUCAAUCGUGACUCUGCAGCAUCAGAAGGUUCUGGACAAUCUCCAGCAGCAGCAACAGCAUCAGAUUAAUCUAGAAACUCUUCAGCAUCAGGAGGUGUUGGAGAGCCUGAAGCAGCAGCUGCAAUCAGAGCUCAUGCAGACGCAGAUACCAAUGCAGUGCACGCCUAGCUUCACUAACGAUCAGCAAAGCUCCACACAGGCUAGCACUCUCCCGCAGUCCUCUGACGGAUUUCUCCAGAACCCCCCGCAGCAGCAGGCCGCACUUUUCCAGCAGACCGGUGGGAUCAUGACCAUACAGACCUCUGGCUUUCUGCAGCAGCCGUCUGCUCAGCCAUCGCCUCCUCAGCCGCUUUUCCAGAGCCACAACCCCUUGACGGAAACUCAAGACACUCAGGCUGUACUCUUCGGAGCCACAAAGCCGCCACAGGUCCAAGCAGCCUUAUUUCCCAGUACCAUGACAAUGCUAGCAAGCAGCAAUCUCCCCACAGAGCAGCAACCUCCUUCAGCUAGUCUGUUUAUCGCGCAGAGUGUGUUACCAGCAUCAGAUAACACCCAGAACCAGCCGCCGCAGCAGAUCACCUUCCUCACGCCCAUGCAGACCUCAGGAGCCGAACCCCAGACAGUCUCACUUUUUCAAGGACAGACGCAGUUGUCCACCCCAAUGGAGCAACAGCAGUCUCCUCAACAGCAGCAGAUGCCAACCUCUCAACAAGCCCCUCUAUUCUCGAAUAUCACCACAAUAUCCCCAAAUCAAGCACAGCAACCAACUCAGACGGGAAUACUGUUCUGUACAACAACAAUCAAUCCUCACGAUCUCCCCCAGGCUCUGCUGUUCAGUGGCCAGAAUCAGGCUUCGCUAGGAACCGAUCGGCUCCCAGAGAAUAUCUUUCAGGAGCAGCAGCCCAUGCAAGUGGUUCCCAGCUCUGAAAAUGUUUCUUCCAACAAUCCUUCGAACCAGCCCGCAGUCCCAGCAGCGCAGGCCGCUCAGAACCCAUCAAUUAUUUUCACACAAACCGGUGUGGUGAAUGUUGCUCAGCAAGACUCUGCAGAACCCAUGUCUUUUCAGGACCAGAGCACCGGUGUCAAUGAAUCUUCUGCCAGUUUGCCUUCAACACGGACAGAACUGUUUCAGGACCAGCAGCCCAUGCAGGUUGUGCCCAGUGCCGCAAGCGUAACCCCCGUCUCUCCUUCGGACCAACCUUCUGUCAACAUUUACUUGCCUCCGUCAGCAAUUUCAGCCUUGCAGGGUGGUGUAAGUGCUCAGGAUUUACCUCCAGCUGCCGCAGCCGCCACCAUGUUUAGUGGGCAGACUGGUGUGUCAGGACUGCAGAACUCCGCCCCGACUGCCCCUCCACAGCCACCCAGCCAACUCUUCCAGACUGCUAUUGGGGGAACCCUGAGCCAGCCGGGACCGCCAGGACCAGCUGGCCUGUUUCUCUUUGAGAUUCCCAGUGAUUGUGGAACGUUAAUAAACUCUCCCGGUCCGCCGUUGUCCGAUCAGCUGGUCACUUUGGGUCAUCCCGGUGCGGAUCAGAAUCAGACCCAACUUCAGACUAAUGCACAGAUUCAGACCUUACUGGAUCCGUCUAGCAACCUGGAGGACAAGAUAGACCAACUUCUGGAGAGUUUUCAGGAGCAGGGAAAGUCGCUCCCACAGGAUUUCUUGGACCAUUAAAGCUAGGUAAUCCGAAAGUAGACCACCGUCCACACCGCUUGCUAAUGCUCCUUUCUCCAUCUGGCAUCUUGUGUGGGUAUUAUCCAACACUGGGGGUCGUCUAGAACUCUUCUAUAUCUGUUUCUGAACGCUUUUAGUGUGUUGGACGUCCUUUUCUUGAUGGACGAAUGAGGGUCCACUUUAUAUAAUGUCAACAUAUCAUGUGACCCACGAAGCCAUUAAGUAUAUUGGCACUUUGCUAACUUUGUAUUUGUGUUCUUGACUUCCACUUGAAUCUUCUCCAUUUAUUACCAUCGUUAAUCUGUUUUCGUUAGAAGCCAACAAUAGUAGAAUAUAUGAAAAACACAAAAAAAUAAUCAAAAACUCUGUUGCCGUUGAGAUACUAAUACAUUGUGAAUGAAUUUGAAAUAUAUUUAGCACUUUAGGGGGUUUCCUGUCGGAGAUUCCCUUUUAGCUUUGUAACCCAUACGUGUCUAACAUGGCCGUCGAAGCUUUUUUUUGAUAGUCAUGAUGCUUUCUAAAAGAAUAAUGUGUUUUUUUUUUUGUGUUUCAUUAUUCUCUUUUAUGAAUAUAGUCUAUUUUAUGAGCCAUGUUUUUCUUUUGUUAUGUGUUUAUCCAGUUUCAGCAUAAGUCGCGAUGCUCUAUGUUAGUCACUCCUCCUGUUUUUAGUUUUAUUUAAUUUUAUUUAAGAGGUCCAACUUGUAGGCAGGGAUGAGAAUUUGUGCAACGUUGCCGAUGAGAUCUGUGAACAGAUUGUAUUCUCCUCCAGCAGAGCGUCUUCGGUGCGUGCGCGUUCGGCAGAAUUACACAGAGCACAUGGCUGUUUGUACUAUAUGAGAUGCAGCUACAGUCUUGAAUUGUAUGUGGUUUGUGGAGGUUUAUUCAAAUAAGCACAAGCUCUGGAAGAUGAUUGGUUGUGGUGGAAAUGCAAGGGAUUGUUCACCCA